This is a messenger RNA of Colletotrichum paranaense, 249 nucleotides long. RefSeq lists its product as uncharacterized. Lineage: Eukaryota; Fungi; Ascomycota; Sordariomycetes; Glomerellales; Glomerellaceae. Bases 1 to 249 code for a protein of 82 amino acids. The record is from RefSeq and is a predicted model, not a curated record. The transcript has 2 exons.
AUGACCUUUGUAUCCGUAUGCCCUUUCUGCAUCUCACUAUAUCUUACCUUGAGGAAAGCGUCAUUUCCCUCCUUCGGAAGAUUGGGAGGACAGUCAGAGUUGCGGAAACACGGCACCGCAAGCCCAUGGUCCACUGAAAAACGGCAUCAUGCGCAAAGGCCACAAGGAACGAAACGAGACCAUUGUGGAAAAAGUGCAAGAAAGCCGGUGGCUGGUGGACGAGCACAAGACGGAUCGCGGAGGAAAUGA